AUGCAGGCGCUCUCGAGCGCGUGGCAGGAGGCGGUGGAGACAGUUCCCGCUGCAUUGAAGGCCUUGAGGUGUUUGGCAGAGCUCUGUGAGAGUCAGGAGGAACACCUGGUCCGAGAACAGCUUCGUGUCCAGAAAGAGCUUUCGGAGGCCUACGAGUCCCACGGUUUGCAAAAGGAAGGAUAUGAGCUCUAUGCCAUUUGGGUGCAUCAGGGAGAAGCAAGAUCCGGACAUUACUUGGCAUUUCUAAGGGACUGGCGACAAGACCGCUGGGUACGUUUCAGCGAUUCGUUCGUGUCCAUCGUCACCUGGGAAGAGGUCCAAACAGUGGCUUUGGGUGGCACAUCGAGAUCUUCUGCAUAUGUUUCCUUGGCGGUGCUUUCAGACAUUUUUGUUGCAUCCUUGCCAUCUGUCUUGGUGUACAUGGAAGCCUCCUUGGUGAAAUUGGAAGCUGCCAGCGAGGAGGGGGAGAUCGACCUCAUAGCCUUGCCCUCCUUGGUGUCUUUGUUGAAGGAGAUCAAUGUCGACAACCAGCUGCUGGAAGACGAACGCGGAAGCUGGGAGGAACAGCUGAAAGGUCGUGAGUUGAAGCACCAUGCGCAAGCCAUCUUCCAGCACUAUGCGGGGCUUCUACAUACCUGGGAACCGCAGAAGCACCGGGGCGAUUCCGGAGGGAACCCUCACGAUGCCAGCCACCGGAAGAUCCUGAACGAUCCGGCAUUGAUUUCGCUGGAACUGUACCUCUAUCGCCAGGGUGGGGAGCAAGACGUUUGGCACUACUUGUUGAAAAGAAGUCUGGAUGCCCAACGAGAAAUCCGUGCUUGGCAGUCGGAAGACGAAGGCAGGAUUCUGUUCUUCUUGGCAGAAACCAUGCGAAGCCAAUCGUGUUAUGUGAAGAUGCUGCAGGAGAAAACACCAAGUGCCUCGCCUGAACCGAUGGGAGACGAAAAGGAUGAUGUGAAGCCGCGGAGCGAGUACGAGCUCAUCGACCUUGAUCUUCAGGAGCUGAGGGAUAGGUACAGUGACGUGCUGCGGCAAGCGUAUAUGCUUGACGAGGCAUUGGAUCUCUUAAAGAAAGAAGGUGGUCUCGCCCUGGCUCGUUCCAUCGGCUUGCUGUCCUUGCUUUGGGCUCACUACAAUUUGGACACGGAUUAUCGUUUCCGGCACAACGAGGUGCUUUUGGUUCUAAGCUCCUUGAUGUUCAACACGGUCUCCAGCAUCGAGUUGCUGAAUGCCAGCACUCAAGCAGCCUUCCGUGAGCUUUGUGAAUACUUUUACAUCGUUCUUCACUGCGUUGAAUGGCCCAAGGGCUGGAAACUCCCUUUGCAGAAUCGGAUUAAGACCAUGUUUCCUCAUGCUCAGUCACUCUUGGAUGCAGAAAUGGCGCAAGUCUUGAAAGAAAGAGCCGAGAAGGAAGGAGCACCUGGCGUCACACCAAUGAUCAACAGUGCGGACCAAAAACAAUUAGUUCGACAACGAUCUUUGAUGCAUUUGGAUGGCAAGUCAGUGGACGAUUUUCGUGAACAUCCUCCGGCUGGCGAAGCUUUUUUCGAGAGGCAUCGAUCGCUCUGGCUGUGGACCAUGUCGAACGAAAAGGUUCUUGCACAGGAAUUUGUGAACCUUGCUUCUGGGACCUAAGCCUUCUUACGUAGACUCACUCGAGCAGGAGCAGGGACGCGAACAUGCGAAGGGGUCUUCGCCGAACACCGCGGCGCCGACGCGUUCGUCGGAGCGCGGAGCUGGCUCGCUCCCGUUCAACACCGGGAGACCGCUGAAGCACGGUCUGCUGGAGUUGCCACCAUGACAAGACCAACUUGGAGCUCGUGUAAAAAGAGAGAAGGUGACCGUUCU
Durusdinium trenchii is the source of this 1848-nucleotide messenger RNA. The record is from the annotation of a GenBank genome assembly. NCBI's taxonomy places the organism in Eukaryota, Dinophyceae, Suessiales, Symbiodiniaceae.